Messenger RNA from Prorocentrum cordatum, 390 nucleotides. The record is from the annotation of a GenBank genome assembly. NCBI's taxonomy places the organism in Eukaryota, Dinophyceae, Prorocentrales, Prorocentraceae.
AUGUUUUUGCAUGCCGAAUUGGAUGGCCUCCUCGGCUGGCUGUGGUCCUCCUCCUCCUCCUCCUCCUCCUCCUCCUCCUUCUCCUCUCCUCCUCCUCUCCUCCUCCUCCUCCUCCUCCUCCUCCUCCUCCUCCUCCUCCUCCUCCUCCUCCUCCUCCUACAGCCAGAAUUUUCGACAUUUCUUACUUUUUCUCCACUCGGCUGCCAACGGCACAGCCUCGAGUCUGCCGACGCGUCUUUUGGAUGCAUGGCCCUUGUUUGCUUGCUUGCAAGCCCUACGCGAUGGCCCUUAUUUAUUUGCUUGCUUGCAAGCCCUAGGCGAUCCAUCUCGGAGCCAAAACCGCUUCAACGCUCAUCCACGACGGGCCUGAACACGCCAAAAACGCUUCAA